AUGUCCUUCGACCGCCUCUCCGCCGCCGAGCAAGGCCGCUCCGGCCGCAACUACAACAACAACCAAACCCCCGCUCGCUCCUCCAUCGCCGGGGGGUCCUACACCGACGACCCCGACUUCACCCGGCUCUACCAAUCCCUCACCACCAACCUCUUCAAGCUCAACGGCAACAACCAGCGCCUGUCGGGGGAGAUCUCCCACCUCGGCACCCGCCGCGACACCCCCCGAGUCCGCGAGCGAGUCCACGAACUAAUCGAAGAAUCCCGCGAUCUCUUCAAAUCAGUCGGCGAAGGCGUCAAGAAAAUCCAGACGUGGGAUGAAGACGUCACACCAACCCAAAAAUACCACCAGCAGAAACUCUCCCGUGACUUCACCACCUCUUUAACAGAAUUCCAAUCCCUCCAGCGGACCGCGUUGGAAAAACAAAAAGCUUCUGUUUCCGUGCUUCAGUCCGCCCUCCCGGCCACGUCACCUUCCCACCAACCCCAGGUUUUGUCCUCCUCCCCCGGAUCACAACAGCAACUCCUUCUUCAAGAACAAGAACUCGCCCGCCUGGCACCACAAGACGAGGUUGACUUUCAGGAGGCGCUCAUUCUGGAACGGGAGGAGGAAAUCAGGAAUAUUGAGCAGGGUGUGGGGGAUUUGAAUGUGCUUUUUCAGCAGGUGGCGCAGAUUGUGAAUGAGCAGGGCGAGACGUUGGACACGAUUGUGAAUAAUGUCGAGAAUGUGAGGGAUGACACGAGGGGGGCGGACAGGGAGCUGAGGAGCGCGGCGAGAUAUCAGAAGAAUGCAAGGAGCAAGGCUUGUUGCUUGUUGCUGAUUUUGGUGGUGAUCCUGACGGUGGUUUUGUUGGCUGUGUUUUUGGGUUAG
This is a messenger RNA of Podospora pseudocomata, 870 nucleotides long. RefSeq names its product SNAP receptor (gene PEP12). Gene Ontology annotation, cellular component: endomembrane system; SNARE complex; membrane. The coding region runs from base 1 to 870 and encodes 289 amino acids. The transcript has a single exon. NCBI's taxonomy places the organism in Eukaryota, Fungi, Ascomycota, Sordariomycetes, Sordariales, Podosporaceae. Gene Ontology annotation, molecular function: SNARE binding; SNAP receptor activity. Gene Ontology annotation, biological process: vesicle fusion; intracellular protein transport; Golgi to vacuole transport. The record is from RefSeq and is a predicted model, not a curated record.